Molecule: messenger RNA, 966 nt
Organism: Pyrus x bretschneideri (Chinese white pear)
Lineage: Eukaryota; Viridiplantae; Streptophyta; Magnoliopsida; Rosales; Rosaceae
Exons: 4
Coding region: 46-516 (156 amino acids)
Source: RefSeq, a predicted model, not a curated record
AACAUAAGGAGAGAAACUAAAAUUUAAUAAGGUCAGCAAUACACUAUGAAAUUCAUGAAAAUUCUUUUGUAUAAAUACACCUUUAAAAAUUUAAAACUAGUUUACUCGUUGUUUUCAGUUUCCCUCCUUUUUCGGAGUACUUGGCAAUUAGCGCACCAAACACAACAUUCCUUCCAUUUCAGCUGCUGCUUUUGCCAAAAGCUCAAAAUUACAAGCACACGCCACACUCCAAUGGCGGCUUCACCAUCUCAGUCGGACCUUCAGCUCCAAUUCCAAUCGGAGACCGAGUCUCCGAUGUCAUCCAUCGUCUACGUGAUUUCACAGCAAGUCCAGGGCGAGAUGGAGAACAUGUUUGAGAUGAUGAGCGAGAUUGAUGAGAACUCUGCCGGAAUUUCGGAGGAGAUCGAGAAGUGCAAGGAAUCUGCUACCGAGAAGAAGAAAGGCUUAGAGGAGGUCAGAGAGCAAGUUGAAAAAGCUGCUUACGCCGUCUUGGAGUUGCUCAACAACCGAGCAUAGAAUGCACAGACGCUACUGUGUCUGCUUAAUUGAAGAGGACGUCCGAGAUGAGCCAUUUCUCACGAGUACAAUAUCCUUUCCGGGCUACGGUUUAAAGUUGAAUUUUUAUGAUCUUUGUUCAUCUGCCUCUGCAGGUUGUUGGAAGCUUAAAGGACAUAACUCAAUGUGAGAAAGCUACGGGUGUCUUCCUUGAGGUUGGAUGGAUCAGUUUCGGUAUAAAGAGAUGCACGGUAGGAUCCGUUAGCAGUUCAUUCUAUACACAAGCUUGUGGCAUCUGACUAUUGGUUUUCCUUAAUUUGCUUCUUGGCUUGAACAUCCUACAAUGCCAAUAGGUGCACUGUUUUGUUUUCCUUAGUUCGUUCAUAGCCGUCAUCUUGCAUUGCAUGUUUUACUAUGUUCGAUAAUUUCUUGACUCUCGAGCCUUUCAUGUUUAUCAGCCCUUCAUGAUUA